GUGGGUGGGGCCUGGGGGCAACUAAAGCGGCAUAGGGCGAGGGCGGGGCCGGCGGGGCCGGUAGGGCGGGGCGGGGCUGGGAAGCAGUCGGGCGGGGUUGUAAGACGCCGCGCUCAGCUACCAUCGCUGGGCGGUCAACAAGCGCGGGCCUGGCUCAACGCGGCGGGGCGCGGAGACCACGAGGCGACCGGGAGCGGCUGGGCUCUCGGCUGCGCGCCCUUCGGCCAGGCCGUGAGCCGCGCCAGUCGGAGCCCCCGGCCCAGCGUGGCCCGCCUCCCUCUCGGCGUCCACCUGUCUGGGGUGCUGCCAGCGGGCAUGACCGACCCACCAGGGGCGCCGCCUCCGGCGCUCGCAGGCCGCGGAUGAAGAAGAAGACCCGGCGCCGCUCGACCCGGAGCGAGGAGUUGACCCUGAGUGAGGAGGCGACCCGGAGCGAAGAGGCGACCCAGAGUGAGGAGGCGACUCGGGGCGAAGAGAUGAAUCGGAGCCAGGAGGUGACCCGGGACGAGGAGGCGACCCAGAGCGAGGAGGUGACCAGGGAGGAAAUGGCGGCAGCUGGGCUCACCGUGACUGUCACCCACAGCAAUGAGAAGCACGACCUUCAUGUUACCCCACAGCAGGGCAGCAGUGAACCAGUUGUCCAAGACCUGGCCCAGGUUGUUGAAGAGGCCAUAGGGGUUCCACAGUCUUUUCAGAAACUCAUAUUUAAGGGAAAAUCCCUGAAGGAAAUGGAAACACCAUUGUCAGCACUUGGAAUACAAGAUGGUUGCCGGGUCAUGUUAAUUGGGAAAAAGAACAGUCCAGAGGAAGAGGUUGAACUAAAGAAGUUGAAACAUUUGGAGAAGUCUGUGGAGAAGAUAGCUGACCAGCUGGAAGAGUUGAAUAAAGAACUUACUGGAAUACAGCAGGGUUUUCUGCCCAAGGAUUUGCAAGCUGAAGCUCUCUGCAAACUUGAUAGGAGAGUAAAAGCCACAAUAGAGCAGUUUAUGAAGAUCUUGGAGGAGAUUGACACACUGAUCCUGCCAGAAAAUUUCAAAGACAGUAGAUUGAAAAGGAAAGGCUUGGUAAAAAAGGUUCAGGCAUUCCUAGCUGAGUGUGACGCAGUGGAGCAGAACAUCUGCCAGGAGACAGAGCGACUGCAGUCUACAAACUUUGCCCUGGCCGAGUGAGGUGUGGCAGAAAGAGGCUGUGCUGCCCUGAAGAAUGGCACCAGCAGCUCUGCCGUCUCUGGAGCAGAAUUUACCUGAUUUCUUCAGGGCUGCUAGGGGCAACUGGCCAUUUGCCAGUUUUCCUACUCUCACCCGGUUCUCAAUGAAAAACAGUGUCUUUGUGAUUUUGAGUAAAGCUCCUGUCUGUUUUCUC
Chlorocebus sabaeus (green monkey) is the source of this 1362-nucleotide messenger RNA. RefSeq names its product BAG cochaperone 1 (gene BAG1). Lineage: Eukaryota; Metazoa; Chordata; Mammalia; Primates; Cercopithecidae. The record is from RefSeq and is a predicted model, not a curated record. Gene Ontology annotation, cellular component: nucleus; membrane; cytosol. Gene Ontology annotation, molecular function: protein-folding chaperone binding; adenyl-nucleotide exchange factor activity. Gene Ontology annotation, biological process: protein stabilization.